AUGCAGUCCCACAUCUGCUCCAUCGUCCCCCCUUACCUCCUGCGGGGCAUCGCCGAGAGCCAGUCCAACGACGACAAAGCCCGCCAAGGCGCCCGCAACUGUCUCGCCCACCGCGAGCGCGUCACCACCAAGCGCGCCGAGCGUUUCCGGCUGCUGAGCCAACCCCCCGCUACCCGCGCCGCCGCUAACAUCCACCGCGGCCACCGCAACAUCGUGCCCGAGGUGCUGUUGCAGCACAUCGCCGACUCGGGCGAUGUCGACGACAACACCAAGGCGCGCGCCCGCGGGGACAUUGAGCGCACCCGUCGCGUGACUUCGGCGUACCAGAAGAGCCUCAAGGGUGAAAAUGUUGACCAACCAGACCCCAAGGACGGUGGUGUCACUGCUACCAAGGCCGGCGGCAAAACCGGCGAUGACAACACGGGUGAUGACGCGCCCCCCAAGGACCCUGGAUCGUCCGGUUUCUACCGCGCCGUGUACGACGCCAAGCACUCGGAGGACGAGUCGACCCUGCCCGGCGAUGUGCUGCGCGUUGAGGGGCAGGCGGCCGUGAAGGACGAGACGGCCAACGCUGCGUUUGACAACGUCGGGCGCGUGCUGGAGUUCUACCUGGAGCAGUUCAAGUGGAAGAGCAUUGAUAACAAGAACCAACAUGUCAUCAGCUCGGUGCACUUUGGCCAGGCCUACGGCAACGCCUUCUGGGACCCCGAGAUUGCGCAGAUGGUGUUUGGUGAUGGAGAUGAUUUCAUUGGCAACUUUGCCACCUGCAUCGAUGUCAUCGGGCAUGAGCUGACGCACGCCGUGACGGAGCACACCAGCCCGCUCAACUACGACGCCCAGCCCGGCGCGCUCAACGAGCACGUCUCAGACGUCUUCGGCAUCAUGAUCAAGCAAAAGUACGAGGACGAGACCGCCGACAAGGCCGACUGGCUCAUUGGCGAAGGCUGCCUCCUCCCAGGCGUCAAGGGUGUUGCCCUCCGCAGCAUGAAGGCUCCGGGAACCGCCUACGACGACCCGCGUUUUGGCAAGGACCCCCAACCAGCCAACAUGUCCGACUACAAGCCGACGACCGACGACAACGGCGGCGUGCACCUGUACAGCGGCAUCCCCAACAAGGCCUUCUACCUGGCCUCGGUCGCCUUCGGUGGCUACUCGUGGGAGAAGGCCGGGCAGAUCUGGUGGAAGACCAUGAGCGCCGGGCGCGUGCCCGCCAGCUGCACCUUUGUGCAGUUCGCUGAUGCUACCGUGGAUACGGCUGAGGAGCUGUUUGGGGCGGACGCGGCGAAGACGGUGCGGGAUGCAUGGAAUCAAGUGGGCGUUACCAGGAAGAAUUAG
Molecule: messenger RNA, 1335 nt
Organism: Dichotomopilus funicola
Lineage: Eukaryota; Fungi; Ascomycota; Sordariomycetes; Sordariales; Chaetomiaceae
Exons: 3
Coding region: 1-1335 (444 amino acids)
Biological process (GO): proteolysis
Molecular function (GO): metalloendopeptidase activity
Source: RefSeq, a predicted model, not a curated record